AUGAAUUCCCUUGAAUAUCUUGAUCUCUCUAGGAAUGCACUUGAUGGUGAGAUUCCGGAUGCAAUUGGAGACAUGGGUUCACUUGCAUACCUUGAUCUUUCUGACAAUCAACUACGGGGCUCAAUUCCAGAUACAGUUGGGAAGAUGGUUUUACUUUCACAUCUUGAUUUCUCUAGCAAUCAACUGCAGGGCUCAAUUCUAGAUAUAGUUUGGAAGAUGGUUUUACUUUCACAUCUUGAUUUCUUUGGCAAUCAACGUAGGGCUCAAUUCCAGGGCUCAAUUCCAGAUAUAGUUGGGAAGAAGGUUUUAAUUUCACAUUUUCAUCUCUCUUGCAAUCAACUGCAGGGCUCAAUUCCAGAUACAGUUGGGAACAUGGUUUCUCUUGAAAAACUCUCUCUCUGA
This is a messenger RNA of Vitis riparia (riverbank grape), 402 nucleotides long. Its product is annotated as receptor-like protein 51. Gene Ontology annotation, molecular function: protein binding. Bases 1 to 402 code for a protein of 133 amino acids. Lineage: Eukaryota; Viridiplantae; Streptophyta; Magnoliopsida; Vitales; Vitaceae. The record is from RefSeq and is a predicted model, not a curated record. The transcript has 2 exons.